AUGCAUUUUAAUCCUAUGGCUUAUCCUCAACAACAAGCUCAACAACAACAGCAACAAUUACAUGCUUAUGCCCAUCAAAUACCUACUCCUCAAGGGCAACAACAACAACAACAGCAACAACAACAAGUUCACCAACAACAGCAACAGCAACAAGCUCAGCAACAACAAGUUGGACCAAAUCCAAUUCAACCAACUUUGCAUCAACAAAUGCCACAUCCAUUGUCUCAUCACCAGACUCCACAGCCAACUCCACAACCAGUGCAAGCUCAACAACAAGUUCAACAGCUGCCUCAACAAAGACAACCUCGUCAAACAAAGAAGCAGAAACAACAACAGCAACAAAAGCAACAACAGGGCCAAACCCAAUCCCCUCAUUUGACCCAAGAUCAAGUUGAUGCGCAUACACAAGCUCAACAACACCACAUGGCAAUGUUGGCUCGUGCAAACCAGAACGAUAUGUUGGAAUUAUCAAAUAGAAAAGUUGCUCCAAGAUCAAGUGAUUUGUUCCGUGUUGGUCCUCCAUUUUCAAUCACAAAACAACACCAACCAGUUUAUUGUGCUGGAAGUGAUAUACCAGUAACUCCAUUGUUACAUGCCCGUAUUGAUAGAGGUUUUGAAAUGGGUGAAACCGGUUCAUGGAUUGGUUACAAACGUAACUACUUUACCUUGGUUUCUUCUUUCACUUUACAAGACUUUGAUUUUGAAAGAUUCAUUGGUAACAAAUUUUAUACAUAUGAUAAAAUCAACAACAAGGUUAAUGGAUUCCCACCUCAUCAUCCAAGUCAUCCACAAAACCAACCACAAAAUCAUCCAAACCAUCCACAUCACGCACAACAUGCUGGUGAAUGUAGGGUCCCUAUCAGCUAUUUUGCUAUCAGAUUGGUUGCUAAAUGUUCUGAUGAUGAUGUUGCCAUUUCUUUGAUUCAACAUACUGCUAAAAGAGAUAAAGGACCACAAUUCCCACCACCAAUCUACCCAGCUGUUCCUUCUGAGUUGCCAGACCACGAAACAGUCAAGGCCAGUUGUAACAAGCGUAACAACAGUAAGAUUGAAACCAUGAACAAGAUCUUUUAUUUUGAUAGAGGUAAUUACUACCAAGAGUACAAUUUGGAUAGCAUGAAGGACCAAUCCAUUUUGAAGAGUUACCCAAGUCAAUCGAUAUCAAGGGUUGCCAGAUUUGAAAGAAUCCAAUUCACCAGUUCCAUUAGAGUCAAAAGUACCAAUGCAACUGCUAGAUACUUUACAUUACAUGUUGAAUUAUUGGGUAUUAUUGAAGAUGAGGACUUGCAAAUCCAACCAAUCUUAUUGAGUUCUGUUGAAUCACCACCAUUAAUUGUUAGAGGUAGAUCUCCAUCUAGUUAUCACAAGGAUAGAACUUCUGGGUACAGAUCUACAAACACACCAACACCAACUCCUCAGUAA
Candida tropicalis MYA-3404 is the source of this 1422-nucleotide messenger RNA. RefSeq names its product transcription factor (gene NDT80). The record is from RefSeq and is a predicted model, not a curated record. Bases 1 to 1422 code for a protein of 473 amino acids. Gene Ontology annotation, cellular component: nuclear chromosome. Gene Ontology annotation, molecular function: DNA-binding transcription factor activity; DNA binding. The transcript has a single exon. Lineage: Eukaryota; Fungi; Ascomycota; Pichiomycetes; Serinales; Debaryomycetaceae. Gene Ontology annotation, biological process: positive regulation of transcription by RNA polymerase II; meiotic cell cycle.